Messenger RNA from Pseudophryne corroboree (corroboree frog), 6358 nucleotides. RefSeq names its product insulin like growth factor binding protein 5 (gene IGFBP5). The coding region runs from base 733 to 1521 and encodes 262 amino acids. The transcript is spliced from 4 exons. Gene Ontology annotation, biological process: regulation of insulin-like growth factor receptor signaling pathway. Lineage: Eukaryota; Metazoa; Chordata; Amphibia; Anura; Myobatrachidae. The record is from RefSeq and is a predicted model, not a curated record. Gene Ontology annotation, molecular function: fibronectin binding; insulin-like growth factor II binding; insulin-like growth factor I binding. Gene Ontology annotation, cellular component: extracellular region.
UACAGUAAUCAGUCUCUUUAGAAACUUCUGCAGGGUACUAACUGUUGGGAGAUUUACAAAGUAUUUUUUUUUCCUUAUGACUUGCAUACUUCUGCGAAACUCAUUCUGAUUUUGUAUUCUUCCUUUUGCAUUACUUUGGAAAAUCUUUGCCAGGUGUUUUAAUUUAAUAAGGCUGCAGGUUUAACAGAUAAAGUUUUUUUUUAUUAUAUAUAUUUUUUUUUUCAUUACUUGAGGGAUUUACACCAUUGCAUGAUAUUUUUGUUUGCAGCAAUCUCCAACGAUAUUACUGGAUUACUGUUGCAUUUUGGUUUGCUAAACGCACCCCCCAAAAGGAGCUUGUGAUAUAGUGUGUAUAUAUAUUUAUAUAUAUUGAACCUGUUGCUCACUUUGCAAUAUAGACUGGCUGCAGUAUAGAAGGGUUGUUAGUUUUGGUAUCUGAGGACAGCACCUUUCUAGGUGUGUGCAGUUAGUGGGUGCAGUGUGCAUGGGCUUUUCUCAUUUUUGCUUUUGAUCUAUUUUUGCAAUUUCUGACUGUUUUGUACAGUGGAUUGAGUGGAAGUAGAUCCCUCGUUUUGCUGUGGUGUAAGUGAAGGUUUCACCUUGCACAGUUGUCUAGGGGAUUUCGUGCACAAUUGUUUGCAAUUGGUUUUGUUGUUGUUUUUUGGGGGAUUAUUUAGCAGGGAGAUCCCGUUCCCGUGCUUGCUGCACUUUGCACCUCAGCACUAUUAUACUAUGAUCCUGUCUGUCUGCUUCAUCCUGACCAUGUGCCUGGGGCUGUGCCAGUGCCUGGGCUCCUUUGUGCACUGUGAGCCUUGUGAUGAGAAGGCUAUGUCUAUGUGCCCACCAACCCCUGUGGGCUGUGAGCUGGUGAAGGAGCCUGGCUGCGGCUGCUGUAUGACAUGCGCCCUGGCGGAGGCACAGUCCUGCGGGGUGUAUACUGAGCGCUGUGCCGGGGGGCUCCGCUGUCUCCCUAAGCAAGGUGAAGAGAAGCCACUGCACGCCUUGCUCCAUGGCCGAGGGGUCUGCCUCAAUGAGAAGAUCUACAGGGACCAGGUUAACAUAGAGCGAGAAUCAAGGGAGGAAGACCCAACUACAUCAGAUACAGAUGACAACUAUAACCCAAAGCCACGUAAAGGAAUGCGAGGGGUCCCUGAUCACAAGGUUAUAGCUUUAAACAAUUAUCGGCAUAAGAAACAGUCUGCCGCAAGGAUGGUAUCUGUGGAGAGCAAAUCUCAGACGCACUCCUCCCCUGAGUACAUCAUUGAGAUAGGUCCCUGUCGUAGGCAAAUGGAAACUGUAAUGCAGGACAUGAAGGUUGCACCUCGCGUGUACCCAAGAGCUUUUUACAUCCCUAACUGUGACCGGAAAGGAUUCUUCAAAAGGAAACAAUGUAAACCUUCUAGAGGCCGCAAGCGUGGAAUCUGCUGGUGUGUAGAUAAAUAUGGACUUAAACUUCCUGGUAGUGAUUACGCCGCCAGUGAUCUGCAGUGCCACAGCUUUGACAGCAGCAACAUUGAAUGAUCUCCUGAUCAGUAACCCACAGCAGCCGGAUGGACAUGAUCACUUGUGUCUUUGCAUCUUUUGUCCUGGGAUAUCCCAGAGGAAUUUUUUUUUUUUUUUUUUGGUUUAACUUGUAUUUUUUCCUCAUCUCAUCGGCAAUACCGAAAAACAAUCUUGAAAACUUCAGAAGUAAAACUAAAAAAAAAAGACAAUGAUGAAGAAGCCAAGGAAAGGAAAUUGUCUAUUGAGUUUUUAAACCACAGUGUGAAGCUUGAGGCAACAGAAAAGUGAAAUCUGUUUUUCUGGAGAAGUAGAGAGAAGGUUGGGGGUAUCCCCCCAGAGAAGAUCUGUUGCAAUUUUUUUUUUUAUUAUUCUUUUGUUUAUUUUUGACAAUGGGAAAGUCCCAAUAAGCUUGUGUUAGCUCCAUGCUGUCUCUGUUUUCGUAUCAACUGACUGAGAGAAUUAUGUAUGUUGUCGGAAAUGUUUGUUUUGUUUCAAAAAGAGUAAUCCACUCGGUGGUCUGUAAAUUUCAGGGCUUGCCCCACCAAAAGGCCUGAACAGAUAUGCUAGAGAUCAGUCCAAUCAGUCAGCAGACCCAAUAUUAGCUCCAGCAUGUACCUUUACAUGUUACUCUCGAUAAAUCAAAAGUGUUGGUGAAAUGCGUUGAGGGGAGAUGAACAAUGAGGUGACAUUCUGGUUUGUUUUUCACUGAUUGGCCGAAGCUCUAGAAAUUGCUAACCUGUCACUUUAAUACUCUAGAAUGUUUUUUCCAAUUUAGACGAGCACAGGACACUUGUGAAGAUGCACUCCAUAUUUCCAAAAAUGAUUGCUUGAGGAAAAUGGCAGUGCUAUAUGUUUCAAUAAUUAUUUUCUCCUAGCGUUGACUCCAUGUCAUAUAAGGCAUGGUAUAUAUGAGGCCUGAUGCCAGCCCACUCUACACAAAGACUUUUCUUUUCAGCCAUUAGAACCCUAUGUACUCAAUCACAGCUGGGUCUGUAGAGAAUCAUUGUUCGGUUUUUAAUAGCUUGUUUCUACAGCAGUAAGUCUUAUGCCUUAUUUGCUUAAAAGCUGUGACAUUUUUGUUUCUUUUUAUAUAAUAUAUUUUUUUGUUUAAUUUUACUUUUUUUUCUGUUUCUAUAGUAUCAAUAGAUUGUUAAAAUAUCAAUAACUACCGCUUUUGGGUGUAAACUGUUGUUUACCCCCAUUUUUUUUAAAUUGCCCAUUUUAUUAGUUUUGUAUCAUUGUUGAAGGCAUCACCCGCUGGUCCAGGUCCCCUUUUCAAAUAAUUCAAGGGCAAUAGAGCACUAAAGUAGUUGUAUAAAAAUACAAAUUCCCACUCCCCUGCCCCCUCUGUAGUAUGAUUGGUGCUGUUUCCCUUAAUGACGUUUCAAUAGUUUGUUGAAAAAUAUAAGCUAUAAGGACAGGUUGCAACUUUUUGAAUGCAUCUGAAAAUAAUUGAGUUAAUCUUUGAAUUACUCACUGAGUAGGAGGGUUUAGCUGAUGGCUCUUGGGCAAUGGAAGUUUGAAUGACUCAAGCUUUAAAUGAAUGAAGGCUUUAGACACUUUUCUAAGUCUUACAAAGCCACAUGGAAGCAUUUUUGUUUAUUUUUUACAUUUCUUUUUCAUGCUGAACUAGUUAAAGUUUUAGAUUGAUAGAGAACUGUGUAAAAGUCAGGAAAACAGAGACUUAUAACGAACAGAAUGACCAACAUGAAACCAGUCCCAUGGAACCUGCCACUUGUUUCUCAGAGGAAUGCAUUGAUAAAGGCAAAUGACACUGAUGGAUGAUGUAAUAUUCAUUAGAACUAAAGAAAAUGAUGGCUGAAUAUAAAGUAUUAUCUUCAGAAUUAAAUGUUAAGGACUAAAAAGGACUGGGUUCAGUUUGAGGAUUUGAAGGAUUUCAGAGAUGGUGGUUCCAAUCUUGACUGCAGAUGGCCAUUUUGGAUGGCAUCCUCUAGACUCAAUAAGUAGCAUUGCUCAUGGUUAAGGCAUGGCAUUCCUUCAUUUGCUGCCUUUUAUCUCUGUAUGGAAAAAUGCAAGACAAUGAGUUGAUAAGUGAACUUUGCGGAAAAAAGAAAGAAAAAGAAACUGACGGAACCCAACACAGCAAGUUCUCUAUUGAAAUGUUUAAUGGAAAUUAGCUUAUUCCUAUUGAAAUUCUGAAUGUUCUCAGUACUGUGUGACACAAUAUUUCUUGAAACUUUGUAUUUUCACUCCUGUAACAAACAAAUGUAUUUUAGUUCUGGUUAAAGCUUGUAUUCCUGAUCUGUGCAACUUUAGAGACCAGUGGCAAAUACCACGGCUUAUGCCUUACUUGAUCUUGGUUGAGGUUGGUGACCUAAACUACCAAUGGAACAUACAGCUCCUGCUAUUUUGAAAUUUAAGUUCUAGAACAGUUUUAUUAUUCUGCCCUCCUUGAAGUAUCCAAGGGUAAAGUUGAACUUUUAUUUUCUGGACCUCUGAAUUUGUGACAAGCUUUGUCCAGCUUGACGUCGACAAUAUUUAGAUAGUACACAAUCAGACAAAACACAUUGGGUGAACUGUCGCCUUUAUCAAAAAUUCAAUGUGAGAAUCUAAACACAAUGCUAGUUAUUCUAGGUGCUGUAUUAUGUAAAAGAAAAAAAAUCCUGACCGCUUUUUUUGUAGUUGUUCUGUUCUCUUCCAACAAAUGAUGUUUUUGUUUUGUUUUUUUACACUAUGGAAAAGUGUUACUAAAUCAAAACUGCAAAAAAUUGCAAUUAAUAUCCAAUAAUUUUUCCUCCGCCAGCAUUUUUAGUAUAUUUUAAUAAGAUCCCAACACCUACUUAAAUGUAUAUGGGGACAUUAGUAUAACUCAAAGAGCUUUUCAGCCCAUUGCUGAGGUAUGUCUACUCCUUUCUUACACCCACUGCCACUUUGACAGAGGUAGUGCUCUAUUUUUUUUAUUUUAUUUUUGUGCUUAUUUUUACUUUAUUAUUAGUUUAAUAAUUUUUACAUCACCAAUGGCAGGCAACUAAAACUGAAGAUGGAAUAUGUAUGUGAUGUUGUUUUGUAAGGCGUACCAUGUAUUUGUAGACAAAUAACAAUUUUGAAUGAUAGUAAGAUUAAAUAAUCAACCAUACAGUUGGGCUUAUUUAACACUGUGGUGCAAUAUGCGUAGAUAUAGCAUAAAUCACACCAACUAAUCCUCUAAGGGCUGACAUUUUUGAUGCAGUUUAGGAAGUGAGAACAAACUUCUGAUUGGUUGAUCAGAGUAACAGUACAAUUUUGAAAAUAAAACCAUGUUGUUGAAUGAGCCACAAUAACAGUAGCAUUGGUUGCUGGUGUCUUAGAGGUAUUGCAUUGCUUUAGUUGUUUUUAGUAAGUACAUUUAGCAUCAGCUGAUUGACCAUUUGCAAAACAUAUGCAGCGGCUGAUUCUUGGGAGCAAGCAAAGACAAAAAUAAAGUAAAUUUACACCUGGGCAAAACCAUGUUGCACUGUAGAUGAGGCUGAUUUAAAAUGUGCAGGGACAUUUUGAUUUGGGAGUUUCCAAACUCAGAUCUAAAUUGCAGUGUAAAAUAAAGCCUUCCAGCAUGUAUGGGCUACAUGCAAUAUCAGCCAAUAUUUACCUUGCAAUCAAAAACAAAUAAAUGUAUUUGCACCUAUUGCAUUGCAACAUGGUUUUGUCAAUGCAAAAAGCACAGUGCAACUUACCCAGUUGUCUUUGUGUAUACUCCAAAAAUAGGCCUCACCCUCUUCAGCCACAUUGCUUAUAUUAAAAAUCUUUCUGCAAUUUUAAUGAUAAGAAAGAUAAAUAUACCUAGAAAUGGGGUAUUAUACAAGCAACGUGUUCUAAAGGGAAAUCACAUAAUUAACCUGAUCAUUUUCUAGAAAAAAGAAUACAUUAAAUGAUGUGGCUUAUCCUAUAAUUAUCACAAACUUGUUUUCAUAUAAACAUUUAGUUUAAAGAAUAAAAUAUUUGGUCCCCUUCCAUUAUUUAUUUAGUUUUUGCCGCUAGUAGCAAGUUGGUGAUCAGUAAGUGUAUCAGGACUUUGUGAUGUUAGAAAUUAUUAUAGUGGAAAUGUAGAAGUCAGGAUUUGUUGUUCUGUUUCUGUUCUCUAUCUAAUACUUGACAGCCAGCAUUGUACUUAUUAUCUCCUGCUGGGAUUUGAAGAAUAAUUUAUUAAAUGUGAUAAAGUAGUUUCCUGGCCCAAUUAAUUUGUAUCGGCUGAGAUGCACCCGACUUUGAAUUCAGUAAAAACCCGGUGGUAGAGUCAACUAACAGCAAGACCUAUCGCUAACUCCCAUGUUCAGUGGCCCAGAGCUAUUCAAUUAAUUCCCGUGGUAAGUCCACUGCUACAGCACUGUAAGCCAUAAGCGCCAUGUUAAAUGCCUAGAGCUAUGCAGUUACCAUCCACUUUAAACCACCUACUAGCCCUAGAAGCACUAAUUAAUGUUUAUUUGUGUUUGCACCUCAGGAGGGUGUGAGCAGAGACCUGAAUUAAGUGCACCCUCGGUACUAGUCACGGUUUUACUACGGGCAGUAAUUGAGUAAGUCCAGGCUGUUAGCCUGGAAAUUAAAACACUGCAGAGAGUACCACAGCUAAUUGAAUCUGAGUAACCUCUCAUGUGUGGGGGCUGUGAGAAAUAAAGCCUUUAAACAUCAUGGCUUCAAAGAUCUAGGUUUUUAGAUCAAAGUGGCUUCCCCUUUCAUGCCACCUGCUCAGAAAUUGACCAUUUAUUUAUUUUUUCAGGGUUUACAUUGUAGCAGUGAGCCCUUUUUGUAUUUUAAAGACUACUAAAUCUAAAAUGUAAAGUUGCCUUACCUAAAAUAGUUUCAGAGAGUUUUUAGAAGUUGAGCUGUUUUAUAUAAGGUGUUAAUAAAUAACUAAAGCCAC